GCGGAUGGGGGCGCCGAAGCAGAAGUGGACGGCGGAGGAGGAGGCGGCGCUCAAGGCCGGGAUCUCCAAGCACGGCACCGGAAAAUGGCGCACCAUACUCAAGGACCCCGAGUUCAGCAGCAUCCUGCGCUACCGCUCCAACGUCGACCUCAAGGACAAGUGGCGGAACAUGAACGUGACCGUGAACGCGUCGGGCUCCCGCGAGAAGGUGAGGGCGACGCCGACGCCCGCCUUCAAGAAGCUGAGGUCCGCGCCCAAGCAGGAGAGCACCUCGGCCUCGGCGGUGGCGAUCGUGCCGGUCGCUUCCGACGGCGACGAUGAAAUGGCGGAAGCGGCGCCUAUCGCGGCGAUCAGCGCGCCGGGCAAAUCCCUCUCCAGCUCUGUGCAUGCCUGCAGGCUGGAGAAUAUCAUACUGGAGGCCGUCAAGACCUUGAAUGAGCCCACGGGGUCGUACAAGACAGCCAUCGCUAACUACAUUGAGGAACAAUACUGGCCACCUGCCGAUUUUGAUCAUGUACUGUCUGCAAAACUGAAUGAGUUGACAUCAUCUGGGAAAUUGAUAAAGGUGAAUCGGAAGUACAGGCUUGCCCCUAGCUCAUCUUUAUUAGAAGGGCGAAGCUCCAAAAUGCUGCUUCUUGAAGAUAUACAAAGGGAGCCAGUCAAGGUAGAGAGGGUAGAGAGGGAUGAGUUUGCAGCCCGCACUAAAUCUCAAGUGGAUGCUGAACUUGCACGGAUGAGAAACAUGACUGCAGAAGAGGCUGCAGCUGCAGCGGCUCGUGCAGUUGCAGAGGCAGAAGCUAUCAUGGCUGAAGCUGAAGCCGCAGUAAGAGAAGCGGAGGCUGCAGAAGCUGAUGCUGUAGCUGCACAAGCCUUUGCUGAAGCAGCGAUGUCGACAUUGAAAAGCCGAAGUUCGACAAAAUUGAUCAUUCGAGGUAGAGACAUCUCAUGAGGCUGUUGUGGGGUCGGCUUUCCUCUGACCUUGUCGUAUGUACAUGCCUACCGAAUCCCAUCUGGUGGUUGCUUCGGGUGUUGCGAGGGUCAUCUGUUAUUUGAAUUCAUGCAAGCCAAUCUUGGAACCAAGUGGCGCAAACUUGGCCUGACGCCUGUCAUUUUCUGAGUGUCAGACAGUCUAUUGCAUCUUCAAGCUUGUUUCCUUUACCCCAUCAUGUCUGUUUGAUGAGACACUGCGGAAGACCAACUGAUGUUUGACUUGCACAUGUCAGCGCCGUAAAUGAGAUGUACACAGGAUGUGGGAUGAUCGGGAGAACACCAAUCAGUAGACCAUGACCAUUCCACCUCGCUGGACCCUUAUUGCUGUUACUGUGUAGGUCACUGACAUGUUGGGAUUUUCUUCAUUUUACUCCUCCCUUUGUGGCAAUCUUCCAAGCAAACAGUGCCUUUCUGUUUGCCAGUGUAUUGGUCUGUUCUGCACCAGCUCAAGGUAUUUGGUAUCCAAUAAUUGCUGUGUAGAUUCAUUCAUGUAUUCACUCUGUAGUCUUAAUAACAUUUUUUAUUCAGUGAUGUCGCCAUAACACAUGUCUUUGCGCCCAAUUUUGUUAGCAGCAUAAUGGUUAGGCUAACAUUGCCCUUUUUUCUGCAUUGGUUUGUAACGUAAAAACAGUUGGACAUUUGUCGAUCUAAUGUCUUGUGAACCUUUGUUUUGCUGCAAUUUAUAUGCGCCUUGGCUCAACCCA
Messenger RNA from Lolium rigidum, 1694 nucleotides. Its product is annotated as single myb histone 6-like. Gene Ontology annotation, biological process: nucleosome assembly. Bases 5 to 949 code for a protein of 314 amino acids. The transcript is spliced from 6 exons. Gene Ontology annotation, molecular function: double-stranded telomeric DNA binding. The record is from RefSeq and is a predicted model, not a curated record. NCBI's taxonomy places the organism in Eukaryota, Viridiplantae, Streptophyta, Magnoliopsida, Poales, Poaceae. Gene Ontology annotation, cellular component: nucleosome.